AUGGGCCCAGCCGCUCUGUGGCAUGUGGGAUCUUCCCGGACUGGGGCACGAACCUGUGUCCCCUGCAUCGGCAGGCGGACUCUCAACCACUGUGCCACCAGGGAAGCCCAGUAAAUGUAUUUUGAUCUUUUCGUGUGUGCCAGGGUUCAAGCUGACUAAAGUAACAGACAUUACCCUUGCCUUCCUCAAUCUUGGCUCUAUGGUAGCAGACAGACAUUAAGCAACAUUCAAAAAAAUACGAAAUUUGCUGGGGACUUCCUGGUGGUCCAGUGGUUAAUACUUCGCCUUCCCAUGCAGGGGGUGCGAGUUUGAUCCCUAGUCGGGGAGUUAAGAUCCCACGUGCCUUGGGGCCAAUAACCCAAAACUAAAACAGAAGCAAUAUUGUAACAAAUUCAAUAAAGGCUUUAAAAAAUAUAGGAAAUUUGCAAUUGUAGGGGAUAAAUGUGUAAUCAUUCAUUACCAAACACUAAAGAAAGGAAGAAAAAAAGAAAAGUAAAAAAGUGCUUUGAGAAAUAAUGGCGAGAUGUGCAAAAUUAAGACUGAGUAUUCAGAAAAGAUCUUUAUUAGGGUAUGCCAGUUAGCAGAGAUCUGAACAAUGACCAGGAAUUUGCAGGUGAAGAGUGGGGGCAGUGGGAAGGGAGGUAUGGAAGAAUAUUUCAAGCAGAUUAAAUUGUUAGGGAGGGGCAUGUUACAGUUUAGUGCAUUUGAAGAACGAAGUAAGGCCAGUGUAACUAUGGCUUAUUGCUGAUGGGAGAGAGGUAUCAUCUUGAAGAGGCAGGCAGUAGGCAGGUCUCUGAGGAAUUUUAAAGACCAAGUUAAGGAGUGUGGGUCUUAUCCGAGGGACAGUAGGAAACCAUUGAAACAUUCUGAGCAGAACAGUGCCAGACUAAAUAUCACUCUGGCUGUUAAGGGUGCAAAACUGGAAAUGCAAGCAGCUAGAUAAAAUACUGCUUUCAUAUCCAAGUAAAAGAUAAUUUUGGCUAGAAUUAUCUACUGACAGUGGGGAUGGAAAGAACAAUUUCAAGACAUAUUUAGGCCGAGUCUAAACAAGCUUGCUGUUUGAGUAUUGUAGGAAGAGAAUGGAGCUGAAAUGUUUUCACCUUUUGUGGCUUGAGUAAUUUAUUUGUUCAGGGUCUUAACUGAUGUCUCUGAAUCCUUUUCUUUUCCUGGUCACUUUUAUGGCAUAUAAGUCGUCCAAAAUAAUAGCUACCAAACACUGUGGUGUUACUUUAUACAAUUGUGUAAAUAUCAAUACAUUAAUGUGAUUUCAGAAUUAUUUCAAUAAUCUUCAGAGCUGGGGUUCAGAGUACUCGUCUAUCUGUAUCCUCCUUGUAAUUUUCCAGAAGUAUCACAUUACCUCCUAUCUUCUUGUCCCUUUUCUCUGAUUUUAAAACUACAUUCUCAAUUACUCUGCUUUUGGCUUUUGCUAAGUCCCCUUUUUUCUUCUCCCAAGGUUCUCCCAAGGUUAGCCUCAAGACUUCGGAUUUUACCAAAUGGCAUAAACAAACUAUAUUCUAACCACAACAGAAUCUUCACUCUCUAUUGCUCAUUCCAGACUUACUCAGUUCAUUAAUCUUUCAUCAAGAUACUGCUACAUCUGAUGUAACUUUCUCUUCUAUCUCCAUCAGAUUAUAUGCAAUUUAUGACCAUCUAGCCUAGAUUUUCCCUUCCUGGUGUAGUUACUUAAAGCUCCAAACACCCUAAGAAAUGGGUUAAAUGAUAAUUAUACUCAUUUUUAAAUGUAUAUGACACUAGUUAACAAAAUUGAGUUGGGGCCUGGACAUCUUUGUAUUUAUUGAGCUCCCCAUGUCUUUAGGGUAUUUUUACCUAAAUCACUAUUUAGGAACAAUUGACUUAAUCUAUUUUCCUAAAUAACUCCUUCACCUUCUAGUGUUUCUUCUCAUUCUGUUUCCUUAUCUGUUUGUCAAAAUGCCCAAUCAUAUAUGAGAACGGUAUAAGCCACUCUAUAUGAAAAUGAGUUUCAGUUAAGUCUUUUCCUAUCUAUUAUAAAAGUUUCAUUUCUCCCAGAACACAAAAAAGUGAAUGUUUUUAUAUUUUCUUUCAGACUGUGAAUCAAGGUUGAGACCAAGAAUUAUUUCUGAAAAAGGAUAUUUAUGGAAUAGAAUCAUCCUGAUGGGAGAUAAUGGAAAGACUUAUAAAAAACAGCAUUGAGUGUUCAAGUUUCAGAGGUGAUUGGGAAUGUAAAAGCCAGUUUGAGAGAAAACAGGAAUCUCAGGAAGGACAUUUCAGUCAAAUGAUAUUUACUCCUGAAGACAUACCCACUUUCAAUACCCAGCACCAGAGAAUUCAUACUGAUGAGAAACUCCUUGAAUGUAAGGAAUGUGGGAAGGAUUUUAGUUUUGUAUCAGUCCUUAUUCGACAUCAGCGAAUUCACACUGGUGAGAAACCUUAUGAAUGUAAAGAAUGUGGCAAGGCCUUUGGUAGUGGUGCAAACCUUGCUUACCAUCAAAGAAUUCAUACUGGUGAAAAACCUUAUGAAUGUAAUGAAUGUGGGAAGGCCUUUGGUAGUGGCUCAAACCUUACUCACCAUCAGCGAAUUCACACUGGUGAGAAACCAUAUGAAUGUAAGGAAUGCGGGAAAGCCUUUAGUUUUGGAUCAGGCCUUAUUCGACAUCAGAUAAUUCACAGUGGUGAAAAGCCUUAUGAGUGUAAGGAAUGUGGGAAGUCCUUUAGUUUUGAAUCAGCCCUUACUCGGCAUCACAGAAUUCACACAGGUGAGAAACCUUAUGAAUGUAAGGAUUGUGGGAAAGCCUUUGGCAGUGGUUCAAACCUUACUCAGCAUCGAAGAAUUCAUACUGGUGAGAAACCUUAUGAAUGUAAAGCAUGUGGGAUGGCCUUUAGUAGUGGUUCAGCUCUUACGCGGCAUCAAAGAAUUCAUACUGGUGAGAAACCAUAUAUAUGUAACAAAUGUGGGAAGGCUUUUAGUUUUGGAUCAGCCCUUACUCGACAUCAAAGAAUUCACACCGGUGAGAAACCUUACUUAUGUAAGGAAUGUGGGAAGGCUUUCAAUAGUGGCUCCGAUCUCACUCAACAUCAGAGAAUUCACACUGGUGAGAAACCCUAUGAGUGUAAGGAAUGUGAGAAAGCCUUUAGAAGUGGUUCAAAACUAAUUCAGCAUCAAAGAAUGCACACUGGUGAGAAACCCUAUGAAUGUAAAGAAUGUGGGAAGGCCUUUAGUAGUGGUUCAGACCUCACUCAACAUCAGAGAAUUCAUACUGGUGAGAAACCCUAUGAAUGUAAGGAAUGUGGGAAGGCUUUUGGUAGUGGCUCAAAACUUAUUCAACACCAGCUAAUUCACACAGGUGAAAAACCCUAUGAAUGUAAAGAAUGUAGAAAGUCCUUUAGUAGUGGUUCAGCCCUUAAUCGGCACCAGAGGAUACACACUGGUCAGAUACCCUAUGAAUGUAAGGAAUGUGGGAAGACUUUUGUUACUGGCUCAAGCCGUACUCAGCAUCAGAGAAUACAUACUGGUGAGAAACUUUAUGAAUGUAAGGGCUGUGGGAAGGCUUUGGAGAGGGGUUCAGAAAUUCAGCAACAUAAGAAACGUCAUGCUGGUAAGAAGCUCUAUGAAUGAGAAACUAUAAAUUGGAAUUACAUAGUUAAGGAACCAUACAAUAAAGAGAGAAUUCAUACUAGUGAGAGUCCCUACAAAUGUAAUUAAGGUACAUAUACUUAUACUUUCCCAGUUAGUUAGUCUGAGAAAAUUCAUACAGAAAAUAAACACUCUGAAUAAAAUAUUUGAAUAUUUUAAUCUAAUUCAUUCCUUCAUUACUUUCAGAAAAUUCAUACUUGUGAAUAUUAUACAUUGAAAAACCUUUUUAUUGUAUAUUGUGUUUAUUUUAAGCAUUGAAAUUUAUUUGGGGGCUAACCCUGCUACUUUCUUUUUAAUGUUCUUAAUUUUUUGUGAAGUAUACAGAAUUACUGAUGCAUUUUAAAAUUAUUUUAAAUUAUUGAGGGUCCAAUUUACCCUUUUUCUCCCUCCCCCAUUUCUCAUUCUAACACCAUUUAUUUAAUAACCAUAUCUAUUUUUAUAUAUUUUUAUUGCAUGUUUGAUGGUAAGUUUAUUUUUAUACAUAUAAAGCUUCGAUAUCAGGUCAGUCUUUGUUUUUAAAAUUUGCAUAUCUGUCUAUGUAUCUGUGUGUCACCCUGUUUGUGUUAAGUUACUGUUACUUCUACAU
Kogia breviceps (pygmy sperm whale) is the source of this 4199-nucleotide messenger RNA. The record is from RefSeq and is a predicted model, not a curated record. Lineage: Eukaryota; Metazoa; Chordata; Mammalia; Artiodactyla; Physeteridae.